AUUAUACCGCGUACCGGUACGGUACGUAGACUAUUCGCGACAGGCGAUCGAUUGCUAAUAUGCAUUGAAUCAACAUUCCCAGCGCGGCUGGUGCAAAACUUCUAAACUCUGACUAAGUUCUAACUUUAAACUACUUUGUAUUUCUGAUAUUUUGACACAGAGAGUUUGUUUGUAAUCAUUUAACGGACUUCAUAUAUUUUUUUUCUGACUGACCUGAGCAGUGAACGCAAUUUUCAAGGCGUAAGAUAGGCCUUCUCGUCUGACGCGGAUAGCGGUUGCUACGUGAGCAGAAAGCCUUAACUUUGGCGGUGAGCCUGUGCGAGCUUCAGUGCAAUCUUCAGUACCGGAUCGUACGCGGACAGGGUAGUCUACCGUACCGGUAAACAACGAACGAGUUUCCGACGCUUUCUUCAUCAUGUCUUCACUUCAUUGGGAGGCUGUUCGAAGACAACGUGUCUUUGAUAAAAAGCAAGAGGCAUUAAGAAGAACAGAGGAACAGAAAAAAGAACUUGCUGAAAAGAAUCGCAAGCAGCAGGAGGAACUUGCAAAAGGCAGUCAGUCAGAAUCAUACCACCGUCAAUUGCUGGCCACUAGAGGGCAGACUGCAGAGACGUGUAAUCACCUUACAUUGGAUGAACAGAGAAGACUAGAGCAUCAAGAGAUUGUUAAAGAGCACUUUCUUAGGUCAAGAUUACGCUACAAUGAUAUUGACUGUGCUCAGCAGUGGUAGACAAGAAUUCCAACAACACAACUGAGAAAACUUUACAAACAACCUUUGAUGUGGUACAAGUGAUGAAAAUGAUAGGGAAGAAUAUGUUGCAACAGUGAAAGUAAAUCAGUGCAUGUAAUUGACUAAACGAGUGUAAUAGUAUUAUUACAACAUUUCAUUUGCAGAAUCUAUGUACCACAUUGAAAUUAUGCAGUGCCAUAACCUACAUGUAUAAUGAGUCUAACUUUUCUGGACUAAAUUUAGUCAUUACCGGUACUAAAAUAUCCCAAAUUGAACCUUGCUACUACAUGAUAUGAACAGUAAGGGUUCUAAACAAUUUUGAAUACAAAAUUCAGAAAAUGUUAUGGAAUAAGGAGAGGUUCUUAUGGUUGCCAGUGCUUGAUAAUUUUUGGGAUAUUUUCAAUAAAUGGUUAGAACCCUUUUGAUUUAAAUCUCUUGUCAAGAGAAGCAAAUAAAUAAAGUUUAAACAGUUAUUUAAUUUUGAACUUGUGUUGUAUCCAGUUUGCAAAUCGUCUUGGAAAUUGCAUUUUAUGCUAAUGAAAUAUUUAGAAUGUCCUAUUAAAAUUAUUAUUGACUGUGUUAUUUUGCAAUAAUGUUGCAUAUUGAUGAUUAAAAUUAUUUUGAUUAUGUUUCAUCUUCAUUCACUUAUCAAUUUAUUGUAAUGUGGGAUGUCAUUCACAUGUACAGUACAUGUAUUGUAAAAUGCACCUCUUUACUGUCUAUUGUUGGCAUUGUAUUUUUUUUUUCCAAGACAAAGGGGUCGUUAAUAAAAUAUAAACAUUUUGUAUGUGUAUGUAUAUGUGUGUGUAUGUGUGUGUGUGUGUGUAGGGGGGUACUGCUGCUGGUGAAUCUGUCAAGUGUUUGUGGUACAUGCAUUUAGUAUUGUGGAAUGAUUUGGAGUAACUUUGAUUCGUUUCUUAUGUAUCAUAUGAUGGUUGGCCUGUUGGUAGUCAGGUAUUGUGUUUAUAUAUACAUGUAUACAAUUCAUAAGAGAUUUAAUUCAACACUUUUCAAGUGGACUUUUCAAUCAAUAAUUUUACAGUAACAUUUAUUUUAUACUUAUUGAAUUAUAAUCUUGAGGAAUUAUGUUUUCAAUGUCUAAAUCAUGCAAUUUGUGCCAUGUAGCUAGAACCCCAAACAUUUAACAUAUUCAUUAAAUAUGUGCAUCAAAGUUGCUUUAUUCAAACAAGAUAAGAAUGAAAAAAUAUUAAGAACGUGUUCAUUUGAAUGGUGAGUGCAAUGGCAACAUGUAAAUUUCUCAAUUACCUUGCGACUCUUAGGCCUCAUAAAUAAUUUACAGAUUAUCAAGAUGCUGUAGGUUUUUUUAUCAUAAAAAUGGUAAUGGAUUACUCAAACACUAAUCAAUUAACACUAAUUAUUCCCUAGGCAACAGUACAAUAUAAUCACAACCAAAAUUUUGCUUCGUAAUGUGGAUGAAUUUUAACCAUAUCAAAAUGAGAUUAAAAAUGAAUUGAUGUUGUAUAUGGAGCUGUAAAAUUGUAUUUUUUUAAAUUGUCAAAUUGCCACUUGUUUCGUCCAUACCUGUAUUAGUGCAUUAUUUGUCAUGUGGUUACUUUCUUUUCCUUGUGAAAUUGUACAUCAUUUGCAUUUGGCAUUAUAUCUUUUUAUUCUCUGAAUAAUACAAAGUUGAUGUCAAACUUAUUGCUGAGUUGUUCAAGACAUCACAAUUUGGUCUUUUCGUUAUGUAGGCUGAUUUCUUUACUUUAUACAAGUUAACUCAAAUUAUUUGCAUUCCAUAAAGGCCCUUUUCCUAUUUGUAGCUAUCCAUCUAUUCGUCCGUCCAUCCAUAGAUGUUCAGUAAAAAGUCACAUUAAUCUCAUUUGUGUGUGUGUGUAUGUGUGUGCACGGGGAGGGGUUUUUUCAUUUGCUUUAGUACAUCAUGUACAUGUAUGUUAAAAAAAAAGCUGAUUGCUUUCUUGGUGCUUGCAAGAAAAUGAUGAUAAUCCCAUUUUGUCCUUUUUCAUAGUCGAAAGCUAUUUUUACUAUUUUUAUUGUCGAUGCACAAACUAUCAUGUAAUUUUCUUUUCAAAUUCUCUGUAACUUUUAAAUCAUGAUCUAUGCAGUAUAAUAAAUGUAUUUGUGUAAGUAAAAAAUGCAA
Lytechinus pictus (painted urchin) is the source of this 2849-nucleotide messenger RNA. RefSeq lists its product as uncharacterized. The record is from RefSeq and is a predicted model, not a curated record. The coding region runs from base 416 to 730 and encodes 104 amino acids. NCBI's taxonomy places the organism in Eukaryota, Metazoa, Echinodermata, Echinoidea, Temnopleuroida, Toxopneustidae. The transcript is spliced from 3 exons.